AAAUUUUAAAUUUUAGUGUGGCUCAUUAAAAAUUAUUUGUGUUGAUAUUUUAACUACACGCUCCCAGAGAAAUCGUGUCACCAUUUCAUAUACAUUCAGUCAAGCUUAUCAAAAUCGGAAGUGUCAUUGUGUUCCAAAUAUUCGAGGGAUAAACAUAACACAGUUAUACAAAACAAAAUAAAAAAUAUAAAAAAGUUUUAAAAGCAAAAAGCUUAAAAGUACAAAAAAAAAAAAAAAAAAACUAAACAAUGACUUCAAUAGUACAGAAUCUAGCCCCUCCAACUACCAUUGGACAGGCCUUACCACCAUGGAUGAAGAUCGAAUGGCCCCCAGAGGUGGAGCAGGGCAUAUACAAAGACUGGGGAGCCUAUUACUCUCGCAGGCGUAGGGAAAACUUUGCCAUGUACUACUAUGACAAGGCACUGAACCUUGCCCCCGGGGAUUUCGUGACCCUGUAUCAUCGCAGUCAGAGCAAGCGGAAGACUGCGCAAACCGAAGGAGCUCUCAACGACAGCUACGAGGCGAAAAAAAUUGUGCAAGGAUUCAAUAUUGAAAAUGCGCCUAUCAAUCUGGAAAUAUGUGAUGCUCUCUAUGAAUUGAAUCAGUUUGAAAAUGCAAAGGCAGAGCUGCAUGACAAUAUGCGACUGUUCACGGGCAACAAGACAAAAGCCUUCGAAAAACGACUUAUUGUGGUGGAUGAGAAUAUUAAAGACACUUGUGGCGAAGGACUGAGUCCGUUUAUUUCCGAGAAUGAAAAGCUAAUAUUCCAUGUGAAGGAACUCCUGAAUGCACAGUCCAUAGUAGACUCUCGUCCAUUGUGGAAAAUCUUAAAGGAGCAGGGGAAAUGUGAUGUCCUGAGUAUUCCCGACAUAGAAGAAGAAUUGUUGUCCCCUCUCGAAGUUGCAAGAAGAAAGCGAUGCUUCGAUGUAUUUAACCAAGUGUAUAUGGACAAGUCUUGGAUUGAUGUGCUAUUCCUGAGAAACUUGCGCAAGAACCCAAAUCUGCUUUUAGAGCAGUGCAAAAACUCAAAGGACUACUUAAGCGCCUUAACCACAAAACAGUACGAUGUGGUUAUGAAAUUCUUGAAAAUGCUUCAAGCUCGAUGUCCACUAUACUAUGUACGAUACAUCAAGUACAAGAACAAGAGAAUGUUGACAAAGUUCCGUGAGGACUACUUAUUCCGGAUUCAAUAUCAGACUCGUCGUAAUAUGAUUUCAGUCCUGAGGAGCAUUCGACAUUUACGUGAAACCAAAAAUGUUGCGAGACUCUCCAAAUACGUUGAAGAGGUUAUGGGAGACUACGUGGUGUUGAAAACACAUCGCAUAAUGCCAUGGAAAUUUGAAUUCAUGAACGAAGUCUACAAUACAUUGGCUUUGGCUCUCGUUGAGCAAUAUAAAGUGCCGAAACACUUUAAGCAGAGCGAGAGAAAUGCUCUACUUAAGGUAUUGCGUCUUCCCACUGACAAGUCAAAGGACUUUCUUACCUUUGUGUUUGGUGAUCGGUCCACACAUCAAGAACCCGACUUGGUGGAUCCUUCAAUGAUUAAAUCCAGACAUAUGAUAACGCGUUUGGAAAAGCGAAUGGCCUUUGCCAACUACUCUAUAGAAAGGUGCUACUUACUCCAUCAAAUCGGCAGCACUCAUCUGAAAACGAACCGCUUUGACGAAUGUUGUUUCGCAGCUAGAAAGGCAAUCGAAGAAUCAAAGAAUUGCAACAGUUACCUAUGGAACUUCCUCAGUCAUAUACUGAUUACCAAAGCACACGCUGCAUUGCAUAAGGUCGAACGGACUAAGGAGGUUCUGGCCAAGGCCCAUGAGAUUGCCCUUAAACUGGGCUCCCUGCGCAUCGUUCACUUUGUGGAGAUGUGCAUAGCCUGCAACGAAGAGGAGUACAUCAUGAAGAAGGCUAGUCUGAGUGCAAACGCCAGUCGGCGCGAGAGUAGGGUCUCAGUGCGAAGCUCCAGAUCUGAAAGCUCUAUCAUCUGAUAAUCCUAAUCGGAAUGCAACAUAAAAAUCCCAAUUUUAAAAUGUAUAUCUUGGAAAAUUGAUUUUCAGGCACUCCAAAUUGAUUGUUUAUCACUAAAUACAUAUACCCAGAAUAUAA
Molecule: messenger RNA, 2103 nt
Organism: Scaptodrosophila lebanonensis
Lineage: Eukaryota; Metazoa; Arthropoda; Insecta; Diptera; Drosophilidae
Exons: 8
Coding region: 249-1985 (578 amino acids)
Molecular function (GO): protein binding
Source: RefSeq, a predicted model, not a curated record